Messenger RNA from Fraxinus pennsylvanica, 1101 nucleotides. NCBI's taxonomy places the organism in Eukaryota, Viridiplantae, Streptophyta, Magnoliopsida, Lamiales, Oleaceae. The record is from the annotation of a GenBank genome assembly.
AUGUUGUGCUGUGGAGGUGCAGAAGAGGAAAAUUACAGUGGUCCUCCAGCAAACCAGAGUACGGCCCCUCCUAGAGCUGGCAAUCCUUAUGGUGGUGGCGCUGGUGGCAGCAGUGAAAGACAAGAGCCAAGGACUUCAGGUGCUGUAAGAACUGGUGCUCCACAAAAGGUUCUGCCUAUUGAGACACCAGCUUUGUCAUUGGAUGAGCUAAAUAGGUUGACGGGUAAUUUUGGUACAAAAGCUUUGAUUGGAGAGGGCUCUUACGGCAGAGUUUUUUUGGCGAAGUUGAGGAAUGGCCAGCAAGCAGCGAUUAAAAAGCUAGAUACCAGUUCUUCUCCAGAACCAGACUCUGAUUUUGCUGCCCAGUUAUCUAUAGUUUCAAGACUUGUGAAUGAGCACUUUGUGGGGUUGAUUGGAUAUUGCCUGGAGGCAAACAACAGAAUCUUGGCAUACGAGUAUGCUACAAUGGGUUCAUUACAUGAUGUCUUACAUGGUAGGAAAGGGGUGCAAGGGGCCGAACCUGGUCCAGUUCUCACCUGGAGUCAAAGAGUCAAGGUUGCUUAUGGUGCAGCAAAAGGCCUUGAAUUUCUACACGAAAAAUGUCAGCCUUCAAUUGUUCACCGUGAUGUCAGAUCUAGCAAUGUGUUACUGUUUGACGAUUUUGUAUCCAAAAUUGCUGAUUUCAGCUUGACAAGCCAGUCUUCUGACACUGCAGCUCGGCUGCAUUCCACUAGGGUCCUGGGGACAUUCGGCUACCAUGCUCCGGAGUAUGCCAUGACAGGACAGAUAACGCAGAAAAGUGAUGUUUACAGUUUUGGAGUUGUUCUUUUAGAACUUCUUACUGGAAGAAAGCCAGUAGACCACACCAUGCCCAAAGGACAACAGAGUCUUGUAACCUGGGCUACUCCAAGAUUGAGUGAAGAUAAAGUGAAGCAGUGUGUGGAUCCCAAACUAAACGAUGAAUAUCCACCAAAGGCUAUUGCGAAGAUGGCAGCUGUUGCAGCACUUUGCGUUCAAUAUGAAGCAGAUUUUCGACCCAACAUGACCAUCGUCGUUAAAGCUUUGCAGCCACUUCUGAACUCUAAGCCAGCAGGGCCCUGA